UUUCAAUUUCUUCCAUUGUAACUAUUGCAAUUGGGUUUGUGUUUCUGAAAUUUUCUUUUAUGGCCACGUUCUUUUUUCCGAAUAUUAAAAAUUUCAUCAUCCUUUAUAUGUUGUCUGGGUUAAGAUUUGGAUUAAAUUAUUUGGUGAUGGUUUUUCUAAGCUAACCUGGUAUCUAAAAGCAUAGAACUUUGUGGUUCAAUGCACUAAAUUCUAUUGUUUGUAAUUGUAGCUUUAGAGGAAUUGCUAUUUUUUUUGAUACCUAUGAGUGUUUGAGCUAGUUUAGUGCUCUCAACUAAUCUCACAUGACAACUGCUUAAUCCUACUGCAUUUGGUUGCAAAAUAAAUUUGUAGGAUUUUAAAUCCCAGGUGCCAUCAUGGUCUGAACUCAUUUUUUUAAGCGAAUAGGUAUAAAUUUUAAGUGACUGUUGAGAUCCUACGGAGGUAGUUGACCAUGUCAUAAUGGGAGCUUGAAAUUAACUUUUUAAGCGAAUAGGUAUAACUUUUAAGUGACUGUUGAGAUCUGUGGAGGUAGUUGACCAUGUCAUAACAGGAGCUUAUAAUCUAGUUAUUAUUAUUAUGACUAUUAUAAAUAUUAUGAUAUUCUUUUUUUAAAAAAUAUAGUUUAUACUUAGAGACAAGAUAUAUAUUUUUUAAACCUUUCUUGGCCCUGCAGAGGAUGACCUGUCCUUCCCACUGUAUUUUUUGAAUUAUUUAUUAAGAAAAUAAUUAUAAUAAACAUUAGGUGGUGGUUUGAAUUUAUUUAAGAUUGAUAUAUCAAGUAGUGUUUUUAGUUCUUGAUUUUUAACCAUGACGUUGAAUUUUGAGCACUAUACCCGUGAUGGUUGUAUUGGAAUGAAUUUCUUCCCUAAUGUUGGGAGAAGAACAUCUUCCUUGAUGGAUACAUGCUAUUAUCGUGAGAGAUAUGUAUUAGUAAUCUAACUGUUGCAUUCAUUUACUAUUGGAAUAUUUUUAUUAUUAUUAUUUUUUUUGUCUUAGUAGUCUUACAAACACGACUCAUGCUAGGGUGCAAUGGGUUAGGUCCAACACAACUAACAAAUUCCUUUUAUGAUGAUUUUCCAGUAAAAUAUAUCCUCCUUAUUACUAAAUGUUUGAAAGUUCCCCUAAGAUGACAUUAUUGAAAGAUUCUCUCACCAACCCUUGAAAUAUAACCAAUUGGAAACGGAGAGUUUUUUGCCUUUGGAGCUUGAAGAGGAGAAAUUAUGUUUAGAAUCUCCAUGCUCCGUUGACUGUCUGCGGACCUUUCUUGAAAGGCCUAGAUUGGAGCUUAUUUCAGGUGACCAUGACGUUUUAUCAAGAUAAUUGGGAAGGAAUAAGGAGGAUUUGAUGAGAGCGUUUGGGAAUUUCGCUAAAAGGGGGUCAUUGAUGCUUCCAUGAAUGAAACGUAUGUUUGCCUUAUCCCAAAAAAAUAGAAUGCUUGUAGGUUGGGAAGCAUUAACACGUUGAAAAUGGCGAAGUGUUGGUGUCGUGUCGGUUCUCGGACACACAUCCAACACGUUAAAAUAAGUGUUGGAUUUUUUUAGAAUUUUUUUGUUUUUUAAAGGACACGUGGGCGACACGUUAAAUGACUUUCAUUUAUAGAUCUUCUUAGUAUUUCAGCCCAAGGCUCAAUCCAUUACCAUUAGGAUUUCUUUUCAUUUAUGUUUUCAGAUUUUUAAAAUAUUUCAGCCCAAGGACUAGCCCACUACCAUUAGGUUUCUUUUUUCAGUUUCAUAUCUACUACCCACGAACCUUCCUUUCUCCACUGGCUGCCCUCCUCAUCGUUUUCUUAUGCUUCUCCGAUAUUCUUGGUGCUUCUUCAGACAUUCUACAACGUUUCUCCUUCAUUUUUUCUUCUACUUUUCUCCUUCUCUGCUUUUUCUUUAGGCAGUUCAGUUCUCCGAAUUAGGGAUGAAGUCACCUUCUAGUCAAAAUGAAUUACGUUCUGAUUCAAUAAGUCCCUCCAAUAUUGAAGAUGAAAUGAAUCCAUUGUGGCGAUAUGUGACAAAAAAUCAAAGAUUAAAUGAAGCAGGUGGAAAUGUUUCUUGGCAAUGCAAUUUUUGUCAAGAAACGAAGAGAAGUUCUUAUACAAGAGUUAGGGCUCACUUGAUGAAAUUAAGUGGUUAUGGAAUUGGGAUAUGUCAGAAGGUCACCCUUAAAGAUGUUGCUGAAAUGCAAAGGUUGGAAGAUGAAGCUAAAAUUCGAAAGGAAAAGAAUGCUCCUAAAAAAGUUAUUUUACCACCUCCAUCCCAUAACCAAGCUCAAUCUUGUGGAAGUAUGAGUGACUAUUCUUUUUCCUUUUCAACCACGAAACCAAAGAAAAGAAAAAGCAGUAGUAGUACACUUGAGAAGUCAUUUAACAUGACAACCCAUGAUCAGUUGCAUUCAGAAAUUGCUAAGAUGUUUUAUUCUUCAGGUUUGCCUUUUCAGUUGGCUAGAAAUCCACAUUUUGUGAGAGCAUUUACUUUUGCUGCAAAUAAUCUAUUGUCGGGUUAUGUACCUCCAGGGUAUAAUAUGUUGAGAACAACUCUUCUUCAAAGAGAAAAGACUAAUAUUGAGAGAUUGUUGCAGCCUAUUAAAAGUACAUGGAGUACAAAGGGUGUGAGCAUUGUCAGUGAUGGAUGGAGCGAUUCACAGAGGAGGCCUUUCAUAAACUUUAUGGCAAUUACAGAUGGAGUACCAAUAUUUCUUAAAGUUGUAGAUUGCUCUGGUGAGGUUAAAGAUAAAUAUUUCAUAGAGAAUUUGAUAAAAGAAGUCAUAAAUGAGGUGGGACAUCAGAAUAUAAUCCAAAUAAUUACUGAUAAUGAUCCUAAUUGCGAGGCUGCAGGGCAGAUUAUUGAAUCACAAUUCUCAAAUAUAGUAUGGACACCGUGUGUAGUUAGCACUCUUAAUCUUGCCUUGAAGAAUAUUUGUUCUUCAAAAAAUAUUGAAGGUAAUGAAGAUGUAUUUAAUGAGUGUGGUUGGAUUUCUAAAACUUCUGGUGAUGUAAUGAUGGUUAAAAGUUUUAUCAUGAAUCAUCCCAUGAGGCUUGCUAUGUUCAAAGAAUUUGUGUCUUUGAAGUUACUUUCAAUAGCAGAAACACGCUUUGCAUUCACAAUUACUAUGCUAAAAAGAUUUAAGCUCAUUAAGAGUGGUUUGCAAGCUAUGGCUAUUAGCGAUAAAUGGUCAUGCUACAGAGAAGAUGAUGUGGGGAAAGCAAAACAUAUGAAGGACUUGGUACUCAAUGAUAUUUGGUGGGAUAAGAUUGAUUACAUUCUUUCUUUCACAUCACCUAUAUAUGAUAUGAUUAGAGCUUGUGAUACAGAUAAACCUUGUCUUCAUUUGAUAUAUGAUAUGUGGGAUACUAUGAUUGAAAAAGUGAAGGCGGCAAUCUACAGAUAUAAAGGAAAACAUUUAGAUAAAAUCUCAUCUUUUUAUAGGGUGGUGCAUCAAAUUCUGAUUGACCGUUGGAAUAAAAAUAACACUCCACUACACUGUUUGGCACAUUCUCUAAAUCCAAGGUAUUAUAGUGAACAGUGGCUUCAGGAAGAUAAGAAUCGAGUCCCACCACAUCAAGAUUUGGAAGUAACUCGAGAGAGAAUGAAAUUUGUCAAAAGAUAUUUUAGUUCAAAUGAAGAGCGCACAAAAGUAUGCUUGGAGUUUGCCAAUUUCUCUACAAUGGCUGCAGAGUUUGCUGACUAUGAUUCUAUACGUGAAAGAUACUAAAUAGAUCCUAAGAGUUGGUGGGCCGUCCAUGGUGCUAUGGACCAACUUUGCAGACAUUAGCUUUGAAACUACUUGUGCAACCUUCAUCUUCCUCAUGUUGUGAGCGAAAUUGGAGUACAUAUUCAUUUGUGAACUCUUUAAAAGGGAACAAGAUGACCCCACAAUGUGCAGAAGACUUGAUGUUUGUCCACAACAAUCUUCGUCUUUUAUCAAGAAGAACUCUAGAAUAUUCAGAAGGAGAUACUAAAUUUUGGGACAUAGCUGGAGAUUCUUUUGAUUCAUUUGAGGACGUAGGCAUGCUUGAAAUAGUUAGUCUAUCUUUGGAUGAACCAGAAUUAGAAGCUAUAGUUUUUACUGAUGAUACAAGUCAAAUGAGUGAAGAUGAAAGUGACAAUGUUGGGGCAAAUGUGUAGAAGGGUUGUUUGAUUUUCAUUUUUAGUUUUUUGUGUAAAACACGUUUUGUAGGAUACUGGAUAUUGUUGACGGUGGUUAUUUCAUGAAUGUUAUGUAUAUAUGUUGAUGUUUAAAGGCAAUAAUAUACUUU
Molecule: messenger RNA, 4246 nt
Organism: Momordica charantia (bitter melon)
Lineage: Eukaryota; Viridiplantae; Streptophyta; Magnoliopsida; Cucurbitales; Cucurbitaceae
Source: RefSeq, a predicted model, not a curated record